This is a messenger RNA of Candidozyma haemuli, 1566 nucleotides long. RefSeq names its product allantoate permease family MFS transporter. The transcript has a single exon. Bases 1 to 1566 code for a protein of 521 amino acids. Gene Ontology annotation, biological process: dipeptide transport; tripeptide transport; transmembrane transport. Gene Ontology annotation, molecular function: dipeptide transmembrane transporter activity; allantoate transmembrane transporter activity. The record is from RefSeq and is a predicted model, not a curated record. Gene Ontology annotation, cellular component: plasma membrane. Lineage: Eukaryota; Fungi; Ascomycota; Pichiomycetes; Serinales; Metschnikowiaceae.
AUGUCUGAAAAAAAGCUGAAUUCUCCAUCUAUAACCGAUGUGGAUAUCGAAAACGGUAUCACCACUUACGUUUCACCCCAUACGGGAAAACCCAUCCACUUGAAAGACACCAAAGAUGAAGCGUUGGAUUAUAUUUUGUCCCACGACACAGAGCAGCCGAGUUUGGACGAAAAAACUGACCGAAAGCUUCUUUUUAAAAUUGACUGCUUUCUUCUUCCAUUUAUUUGUCUUCUAUAUGCUGUGCAAUUCAUGGAUAAACUCUCCAAUUCUUAUGCAGCCAUCAUGGGCCUAAGAGAAGAUUUAAAUAUGGAAGGCGACAUGUAUUCAUGGACAGGUUCUGCGUUCUACAUUGGAUACUUGGUGUUUGAGUUCCCAUGUGCUUAUACGCUACAGAAGUUCCCAGUCAUCAACACUGUCUGCGUGUACAUCAUCAUCUGGGGCAUAAUUUUGUGUCUCCAUGCUGUUCCCGGCUACGAGGGCUUUAUAGCGUUACGAACGCUUCUAGGCGCCUUUGAGUCUUCGGUCACUCCAGCGUUUGUCAUUGUCACUUCCCAGUGGUACAAGAAAGAAGAGGUGUUUCUUAGAACUGCCUUGUGGUUUUCGUUCAACGGCGUGGGCAUGAUGCUUGGUUCUGGAGCUAUUGCUUAUAAUCUUCAUGCUAAUAUGAACAGUUACAGUAUAGAAGCGUGGAAGUUGAUUUUCAUCAUCACUGGCGCCAUCACCAUUGCCUUGGGCAUAGCCAUAUUCUUCCAUAUCCCUAAUAAACCUACAAAAGCUUGGUUUUUGACCGAACACGAAAAAAGACUCGUCGUGGAGAGAAUCAGAGGCAACCAGCAAGGGUUCGGCAACAAGACGUUCAAAAAGUACCAGCUCAUCGAAGCAUUCACAGAUAUCAAGACCUGGCUCUACUUCUUCAUUGGAAUGUCCUCCAAUAUCCCCAACGGAGGCCUUACCAACUUUGGGUCUAUUUUACUUAACGAGUCGUUUGACUACGACGUUGGCCAGUCGCUUCUAGUCCAGGUUGUCUUUGGAGUGGUGGAAGUGGUGGGAUGUUCUCUUUUUGCAUACUGCUACAGGUUCUACCCAAAGAGACUCUUCUGGGCCAACGCUGCCAACGUUGUAGUCCUCAUGGGCCUUUGUCUUGUGGCUUUUGCGCCAGGAAAACAUGCCCAGUUGGCUGGUUACGCUCUCUUCUACUUAUGUCCCCUUGUAAUGAUCUGUGGGUUAUCUUCGUGUGCUUCUAAUGUGGCUGGCCACACGAAAAAGGUUACUGUGAAUGCUAUUUUUUUGAUUGGUUACUGUGUGGGUAAUUUGAUAGGGCCCCAGACGUUCAGAGACGAACAGGCGCCAGAUUACGUUGGUGCUAAGGUUGCAAUGGUGGUUUGCAGUGCAGCUACUACGUUGUUCUUGGUUGCUGUGUGGGUACUUAUGGCCAGGGAGAACAGAGUCAGGGAUGCUGCUGCUGGUGCUACUGGGACGAAUGUUGAAGAUUUUGAUAAGAUCGAAAACCAUGAGUUUGCUGAUUUGACAGAUAAAGAGAACCCCUUGUUCAGGUACACCAUUUAG